This is a messenger RNA of Pieris macdunnoughi, 402 nucleotides long. The record is from the annotation of a GenBank genome assembly. NCBI's taxonomy places the organism in Eukaryota, Metazoa, Arthropoda, Insecta, Lepidoptera, Pieridae.
AUGACCAAAAUUAACGAGGCGAAUGUUAACAUGAUGGAGCAAAAUUCAGUUAACGAAAUUUGCUUCACAGAUUUAAAAAAGAAAGACAAAAUUGAAAAAUCUAAAAAUGAUUUAAAAAGACAUUCGAUUUCAAUUGAAGUCAUAGACAAAGCUAGCAUAGACAAAACAAUUCGUCUGGAAUUGAGAAACCCAGAUAACGAAUGUAUAGUGAAAAAAAUUAAAAUUAAUGACAAAUCGGAUGACAAUCUAUCGAAGUUUAACGAUAGUUUGAUAGAAAACUGUGAUACGAAUGGUGUUGAAGAUUUUGAGUAUUUGAACGGUGAUGGGGAUGUAAGUAGUAUUCAUUCUAGUUCAUUUUUAACCCGACUAACUCAUUCCGCUGGCUCUGUACUUUUUGGGUAG